This is a messenger RNA of Spirodela intermedia, 777 nucleotides long. Lineage: Eukaryota; Viridiplantae; Streptophyta; Magnoliopsida; Alismatales; Araceae. The record is from the annotation of a GenBank genome assembly.
AUGGGAAUUCCGGUAGUUCACAGCGCCGCUGUAUCGGGCACGGUGUUCACCCUCCAGAACCGCUGCCCCUACACGGUCUGGCCGGGGGUCCUCUCGGGCAACCGCGCCGUAGCCCUCGGCGGCGGCGGGUUUGUUCUGCUCCCCAACGCCGCCGCCUCCCUAGAGGCCCCGGCGGGGUGGUCGGGCCGCUUCUGGGCCCGCACCGGCUGCGUCUUCAACCACCCCUCCGGCGCCCGCGGCAACUGCUCCACCGGCGACUGCGAGGGGUCGCUGGGCUGCUCUGGCGGUGGCGCGCCGCCCGUCAGCCUGGUGGAGUUCACCCUCGGCGGCGACAGGGACUUCUAUGACGUGAGCCUCGUCGACGGCUACAAUGUCGGCGUGGGGGUGAGCCCGUCGCCGCGCAAGGCCGGCGGGGACGGCGCGUGCCGGUACGCCGGCUGCUUGGCGGACCUGAACGCGAGGUGCCCGGCGGAGCUGCGGGUGGCGGGUGAGACGGGCCAGACGGUGGCGUGCCGCAGCGCCUGCGCCGCCUUCGGGGCGCCAGAGUACUGCUGUACGGGGGCGCACGCGUCCCCCGCCACCUGCGGCCCCACGAGGUACUCGCAAAUGUUCAAGUCUGCCUGCCCCACGGCUUACAGCUACGCCUACGACGACGCCUCUAGCACCUACACCUGCCCAGCCGGGACCGACUACGUCAUCACCUUCUGCCCCGCCGCCGGAGCCGGCGCCGGCGGCCUCUCCAACCGCCACCGGCCUCGGUUGCUUCCCCCCUUGUAG